AUGAGUAAGCUGCAGAGUGAUGCUCUGAGGGAGGCGAUUGCCUCGAUUACCAAUGAUUCCCGUGAGAAGCAGCGCAAGUUUGUUGAAACCAUUGAGCUGCAGAUUGGUCUCAAGAACUAUGACCCUCAAAAGGACAAGCGUUUCAGUGGUUCUGUUAAGCUACCUCACAUCCCUCGCCCUAAGAUGAAGGUUUGCAUGCUUGGUGAUGCUCAGCACGUUGAGGAGGCAGAGAGAAUAGGUCUAGACAGUAUGGAUGUGGAAGCCCUCAAGAAGAUGAACAAAAACAAGAAGCUAGUCAAGAAGCUGGCAAAGAAGUACCAUGCUUUCCUUGCGUCUGAGGCUAUCAUUAAGCAAAUUCCUCGUCUUCUUGGUCCUGGUCUUAACAAGGCAGGAAAAUUCCCUACAUUGGUGACACACCAGGAAUCCCUUGAGUCCAAGGUUAACGAGACCAAGGCUACAGUUAAGUUCCAGCUAAAGAAGGUGCUUUGCAUGGGUGUUGCUGUUGGCAACUGCGGUAUGGAGGAGAAGCAAAUCUUCCAGAAUGUGCAAAUGAGCGUCAACUUCCUCGUGUCACUCUUGAAAAAGAAUUGGCAGAAUGUGAGAUGCCUGUACCUGAAGAGCACUAUGGGAAAGUUUCUGAGCAAGGACAUCCAGUCGUGCCAGCGCCGCGGUAUCAAGGUCCUGCUCUCCAUCGGCGGCGGCGAGGGCAGCUACGGCCUGUCAUCAGAAAGGGACGCGCGGGAAGUGGCCGCGUACCUCUGGAACAAUUACCUGGGCGGCACGUCGCCGUCCCGCCCCCUCGGCGACGCCGUCCUUGACGGCGUCGACUUCGACAUCGAGCAAGGCGGCGCCAAGUUCUGGGACGGCCUCGCCAGGGACCUCAAGAACUUGGGUAAGAAAAAGGGCAGCAAGGGGGUGCUUCUGAGCGCGGCGCCGCAGUGCCCGUUCCCGGACGAGUGGGACGGCGGCGCGAUCAACACGGGGCUGUUCGACUUCGUGUGGGUGCAGUUCUACAACAACCAGCCGUGCCAGGUGAGCGCUGGCCGCGGCGCGUUCCUGGCCGCGUGGAAGACGUGGCAGUCGGUGCCAGCGGGGAAGAUCUUCCUGGGUCUGCCCGCCUCCAAGAGCGCGGCGGGCACCGGGUUCGUGCCCGCCGCCCAGCUCACGUCGCAGGUGCUGCCGCUCGUCAAGGGCUCGCCCAAGUACGGCGGCGUCAUGCUCUGGUCCAAGUUCUACGACAAGGGCUACAGCGACGCCAUCAAGAGACACGUCUGA
Miscanthus lutarioriparius is the source of this 1275-nucleotide messenger RNA. NCBI's taxonomy places the organism in Eukaryota, Viridiplantae, Streptophyta, Magnoliopsida, Poales, Poaceae. The record is from the annotation of a GenBank genome assembly.